GAGUAGGGGUAGGUGCGCAUGCGGACGUAUCUAAUACGUUCCCGCUAAACCAACAAGCAUUAUUACUCGUCUUUUUCUCUCUCAAAAUUUCUAUUUUCAGUCUCGAUUUUUAGAAAAUAAAAAAUAAAAAUUCAGACUCGCGAGUAUAAAAUCGCAGCAUCAGAAGAGCGGAAGGAGGAUUCAUUUUGUGGUUCGUUGUUGUUAGUUGGGUGGUCUUCUACUCUUCUCAAGGUACCUAACCGCUACCCACCUGCCUUCACAUUUCUUUCAACAGUGAUUUAACGGAAUGGCACGCAAGAAGAUCAGAGAGUACGAUUCCAAGAGAUUGUUGAAGGAGCACUUCAAGAGGCUCGCUGGCUACGAAUUGCCUAUCAAAUCUGCACAAGUUACGGAAUCAACGGAUUUCAAUGAGCUAACAGAGAAAGAACCCUGGCUUUCUUCCGAGAAACUUGUGGUGAAGCCGGACAUGUUGUUUGGAAAGCGUGGAAAGAGCGGUCUGGUGGCCUUAAAUUUGGAUCUGGCCCAAGUUGCUACUUUUGUGAAAGAGCGCCUUGGCAAAGAGGUGGAGAUGGGUGGAUGCAAAGGACCUAUAACGACAUUCAUUGUUGAACCCUUCAUUCCACACAAUGAAGAGUUCUAUCUCAACAUCGUCUCAGAUCGACUUGGGUGCAGCAUCAGCUUUUCAGAGUGUGGAGGAAUUGAAAUUGAGGAGAACUGGGAUAAGGUGAAAACUAUAUUUGUCCCAACAGGGGUGUCACUAACCCCAGAAGUAAUUGCUCCCCUUGUUGCAACUCUUCCCUUAGAGAUCAAAGCAGUAAUUGAGGAGUUCAUCAAAGUGGUGUUUACUUUAUUUCAAGACAUUGACUUCACUUUCCUUGAGAUGAAUCCUUUCACUUUGGUUGAGGGAAAGCCUUAUCCUCUGGAUAUGAGAGGCGAGCUGGAUGACACUGCUGCUUUCAAGAACUUCAAGAAGUGGGGCAGCAUUGAAUUCCCAAUGCCAUUUGGAAGAGUUAUGAGCCCUACUGAAAGCUUUAUCCACGGGCUAGAUGAAAAGACAAGUGCAUCUUUGAAAUUCACUGUGCUGAACCCCAAGGGAAGGAUUUGGACUAUGGUUGCUGGAGGAGGUGCAAGUGUCAUCUAUGCAGAUACUGUUGGAGAUCUUGGUUACGCUUCUGAGCUUGGCAACUAUGCCGAAUAUAGUGGAGCACCCAAUGAAGAGGAGGUAUUGCAGUAUGCCAGAGUUGUAAUUGAUUGUGCAACUUCUGAUCCUGAUGGUCACAAGAGAGCCCUUGUAAUUGGAGGUGGCAUUGCUAACUUCACUGAUGUUGCUGCUACAUUCAAUGGCAUAAUUCGAGCUUUAAAAGAGAAGGAAUCAAAGCUCAAAGCAGCAAGGAUGAGCAUAUAUGUGAGGAGAGGAGGGCCUAACUACCAAAAGGGCCUCGCAAAGAUGCGAGCACUCGGGGAUGAAAUUGGCAUCCCAAUUGAGGUUUAUGGACCAGAAGAAACAAUGACUGGCAUAUGCAAACAGGCAAUAGAAUGUAUCACUGCAGCUGCAUAGGUUACCUGCUCAUAGAGACGAAUCUCUGCUUUCAGCCUUUCUGCUAUGCUAUUUAGGAAGUGUGCAUUUGAUCUUUCUUACCAUUUUCUUUGUAAUAGAAACUGAGGAAUCAUCGUAGUUCUACAAAUUUGACUGUUGCCUGUGAUGGCGUUGUCCGCACAAUAAAUAAAUGGCACAAGUUUUUAUUCAAUCUACUAGUCUCUACUGGAUUUUUUGAGAA
This is a messenger RNA of Tripterygium wilfordii, 1778 nucleotides long. Its product is annotated as ATP-citrate synthase alpha chain protein 1. NCBI's taxonomy places the organism in Eukaryota, Viridiplantae, Streptophyta, Magnoliopsida, Celastrales, Celastraceae. Bases 287 to 1558 code for a protein of 423 amino acids. The record is from RefSeq and is a predicted model, not a curated record. The transcript is spliced from 13 exons. Gene Ontology annotation, cellular component: succinate-CoA ligase complex. Gene Ontology annotation, biological process: succinyl-CoA metabolic process; tricarboxylic acid cycle. Gene Ontology annotation, molecular function: succinate-CoA ligase (ADP-forming) activity.